AUGGAGAAAAAUUGCCAAGCAGGUUUCAGUCGACCUGGUAUCCCGAACGUGCAUGCCAUUCUGAGCGCUGAUAAAGCCAAUCACUCGCGACUGCGGCGGAUCCUGGCGCCAGCGCUCUCAGAAAAAUCCAUCAAGGAGCAUGAUAGCACUGUCGUAAAGUAUGUGGAUCUUCUGGUUCAAAAAUUGCAAGGACGCUAUGGUCCAGCUCCAAUUGAUCUCAAUAAAUAUUUUGAGUGGACCACGAUGGACCUCAUUGGCGAUCUCAUAUGCGGUCAGCCAGAAGGAGCUCUGGAUAAGGAGAACGGUGGUCGAUGGCUGGAUAUUCUAACAAACUCCAUCCAAUCUCAGGUCUGGAUCCAGGCGCUGGAGACAUACAACCUAGUCAAAUGGCGAACAUACCUCCUCCCCAAAGCCCGUGUCAUGGCCGCAUUCGAGAACUUCAAGAUCAUCGACGCCAAGAUCGAGAAGCGUCUGGCUACCAAGACGGAUCGCCGUGAUAUCCUGAGUUACAUGCUUAGCGAAAAGGACCGCAUGUCGCCCGUGGAGAUGCGUCUCAACUCUGCCACCAUCAUUGGUGCUGGAACGGGCACGACUGCGACCUGGCUGUCAACCACUUUCCACUCCCUGACAACCAACUCAGAGGCCUAUCAAAAAUUGGCGGAUGAGGUGCGCCGGGAAUUUGCGUCCGAUGCUGAGAUCACAUCCGAUCGCGUCGCCAGAAUGCCAUACCUAGGGGCGGUUAUGCAAGAAUCGCUUCGUAUUCACUGCCCAUCACCCUCGUCGACGGGUCGCUUUGUGCCAGCCGGUGGCGAAAAGAUCGAUGGGCGAUUUGUGCCAGAGGGUACGACUGUGGGAGUGCAUCAACAUGCGGCUUAUCACUCAAGAUCGAACUUCCAUCGCCCCGAUGAUUUCUGCCCGGAGAGAUGGCUACCGGAGGCCCGGGAGAGCAACUCUCCUUUUGCUGGGGACCGACUAGGUGUAGUAAAUCCGUUCAGUUACGGGCCCAGGACAUGUUUGGGUGUCAAGUUGACUACCGCCGAGACCCGCAUUAUACUAGCCAAGAUUUUCUGGCAUUUUGACAUUGAGCUCUUGCCUGAGUCGCGGGACUGGCAGAGUUCUCAGAAGGGGACAGUGGCUUGGCAUCGGACGCCUCUCAUGUGUCGAAUUAAGCGGCGAUAA
Penicillium cinerascens is the source of this 1179-nucleotide messenger RNA. Its product is annotated as cytochrome P450. Gene Ontology annotation, molecular function: iron ion binding; heme binding; monooxygenase activity. The record is from RefSeq and is a predicted model, not a curated record. NCBI's taxonomy places the organism in Eukaryota, Fungi, Ascomycota, Eurotiomycetes, Eurotiales, Aspergillaceae. The transcript is spliced from 5 exons. Bases 1 to 1179 code for a protein of 392 amino acids.